AUUCCUUAAAAUAAACCGCUCGGAGCCCAAAAACUCUUCAAAUAAGUUUAAGCUAAAACCCUACAAACCCUGAUCGCAAAAGAUCGGAUAGAACUAUGUGGCUCAUCACACGCAUUUCUGUGUUCUUCCAUUGCUAGAGUAUAAAUAAAUUAUCAGUGAACAUCAUUAACAAUACCCACAAGCAAAUUUUGUUGAAAUAACACCAGCUAAUUUUUUUCAAUGUGAAUGGGCAUUGAUUGGUAAGAGAUAGUUGAGGGAAUGAGUAUGGAUCAACUAUUUUUAUCUAAAAAGUCUAAAGGUACAAUAACAAUGGACAAAGAUUGUGUUAAAGUUGAUGUUGAUGGAUAUUCAAAUGAUGGCCAGGAAAAGAUAUACACGAGGCUUCCAUUGCAGCCUAUUUGCAUUACUGGCUUAUCUUCUAGAGAUUUUUCUCUAAUGCCCAAUGGCUACUCAUGGCUGGUUUUUGGCAAUCGGCAUGAAAAAUGUAUGGCCUACUGCUUCUUAAGGCAAUCUUGGGAGAAAAUUUCUCUUUCCUCUUUGCAUGAAGCUAAUUCCAGCAAAGGUGUUUGGAGAUUUUACUAUGGAUCAGGAACAGGGCCCCGGUUGCUAAAAAAGGGUACACUUCGAGUUUACAAUCUACUUAUGAAAACAAGUUUCGAGCUUCCUCCCAUGAAAUCUAUGCCAAAGUCCAUGCCGAAAGCCAUGGUGGCAGGGACUGUGUGUGGGAGCAAACAGAGCUAUGAAGUGGUUUCCGUGGGUUGUGAUGUGUACUCAAAUACACACAACAUACAAUUCUACGAUUCCAUGGAAAAUUCGUGGAGGACUAUACUCCAGCUACCUAUCAAUUUUUCAAUAUCCAGGCAUCAUGGUAUGGUAUUAUGCAAAGAUGUUCUAGUUUGUGCCACAAGACUGCCCAAGGUAUGCUUUUUGGUCUAUAACAUACAAGAGGGUAAGUCAAGCAUGAGUUUAGUACCAUUACCUCCGGCAAUAAGGAAAUGCAAAUGGCAUUUGAUUGCAUGUGGAUCCUCAGUUGUACUAGUAGGAGCAGUCCUGGCUAAUUGGCGUGCGAACCAUUGGUAUUUGAAAGAUGGGAUUGUGUGGGUCUUAGAGAAGGAAGAGGGUUCAUCUUGUAAUUGGAAUUGGAAGGAGAUUACAAGGAUGCCGCCCUCUUUAUGCCAGGAUCCUAAGUGGAGGUCCCCCUUUUUCUAUGAGUGUGAGUGCAUCGGUAUAGAGAACUACCUGUGCUUGAGAAAGAAAGGGAGUCGAGAUGUGUGUACAUACAAUUUAAUCGAUGGGUCCUGGAGUUGGCUUGCAGAAUGUCCACUGAAUAAAUGGAUUCCUAGGAUGAUUGCCUUGGAAUCUAGGCCUAAUACGCAGAUGUGAUUGCUUUAUAGGAGGGUUGUAUCUUGAUGAUUGAUAAUCUCCUAUUGUAUUUAAUUGGAAAUGACUCCAUCUUUUUAUGUGGCUUUUUAAAUAAGAUAUUGAGUGAGUUUAAUUUUUAAAUGAACCAAUUCAUUCUAUUUGUAAUUCAGUGUUA
This is a messenger RNA of Cryptomeria japonica (Japanese cedar), 1537 nucleotides long. RefSeq lists its product as uncharacterized. Lineage: Eukaryota; Viridiplantae; Streptophyta; Pinopsida; Cupressales; Cupressaceae. The transcript has 2 exons. The record is from RefSeq and is a predicted model, not a curated record. Bases 259 to 1383 code for a protein of 374 amino acids.